AUGGCGACCCCGAUGGACAUAGACAAUAAAGGGUCUAAACGGUCUGGUGAAUCGUCCAAUGCGCCGUCUAAACAAAGGGUUCACUUUGGCAGCCUCGAAGAGGUUGAAAGGCAAAGUAGAAAGAAGGCUUCUGCCACCGAGGUAGCGAUCAAUGACGCGUUUCGUCUAGAAUUUCAAGCAAGUUUUUAUACGUUUGUUAGUAUUACCGCCACAAUUCGUCGAUUAGGCAAUGCUAAUACCACAGGUGAAGAAAUAAUGAAUUAUGAAUUAUCGGAAUCAUCGAAGAAGGCGCGCGAGGAACAUCAGGCGAUACUGGACGAGUUUGAGCGCAAGAAACGCGCGAGGACCCUCGCUGUGCCCACCGACGAUGGUCGCGUAAGGACGAAGUUAAGAGAGCUCGGUGAACCACAAUGCUUGUUUGGUGAAGGACCAGGUGAUCGUCGAGAUCGUCUUCGAUAUUUGUUAUCCAAGGCGGAAGGUACAGAUAUGGUGCCCGAUGAAGAUGAAGAGACUGAGAGUGAAUCGGAAGAAGAGUCUACUCUUUCCAUCGAUAGGAACGUGGUAAAUCUGGCGUCCGGAUCGACGGAUAAGUUAAUCCAUCUCUGGUCCUUGGAGAAUGACACGCCCAUAGGCUCAUUGAGGGGUCACACUUCAAGAGUCGCAAAAGUUGAUUUUCAUCCUUCCGGGAGAUUCCUUGGAUCAACGGGUUAUGACUACUCUUGGCGUCUGUGGGAUAUUGAGACGACCAAAGAACUUCUCUUACAAGAAGGACAUUCGAGAGAGGCCUAUGCCAUCCGAUUUCAAAACGAUGGUGCAUUGGUUGCCACAGGUUAUACGAUCGCUGCACAUAAAUCACUGGUAUCGGACGUGAGGUUCUUUCACGGUUCGGUGACAUUUGUCAGUGAGGAAUGGGACAAUGGAGUCAGGCCAACCAUAUCAGGAUUGUAUAUGGUAACAUGCGGGUAUGAUGGCUUUGUAAAUAUUUGGUCAUCGGAUGAUUGGAAUUUGCUUAAGAAAUUGGCGGGACACGACGGAUUUUUUGUCGAAAUGGAUCGAUCGGAAUUGCUUAAGCAGUUCAUGGGCAUAGUCUCCUGCGACGAACAACAAGCUAAUUUUUACCUGGAAGCCAACAACUGGAACUUGAAUUCAGCGUUGAGUAAUUUCAUUGAAGAGCCUAUGGGCGGUGUUGAACAGGAAACUGUGGACCCCGAAUCGUUUAAUGCGGAAGGCUCAUUUCGAGGGGAGCAAGAUUCUGCUUCUAAUGCCACCCCCGGAUCCUCCAGUAACAAUAAAAGGUUGCCUCGAGUUGCCACUUUACGCGACCUAGACAAGGAAGUGUCUGAGGAAGAGGAGGAAGAAGAACGCGAAAAUUUGUUUGCUGGUGGUGAAAAAUCGUCCGUGAUCAUUUAUAUUUUACUAAAGCUGGAACGUUUAAAAUCGAUAAUUGACAAGUUUUCGAAAUUGAAACUCAUCCAGUGGAAUCUUCACACAAAAUCCAAACGCAAAAUCCCCAAACGCAAUAAAGAAAAUAACCAGUCUAUUCCAUCACAAAGAGGUGGGCGUGGGCCGGCCGAAGAACCUGAAACCCCUACUGCGAUUCCACAAUCAUUCUUCACCGGCACUGGAUACAAGCUUGGUAGUGAAGAAGAACCAUCGGUUGAGAUCGCAAGUCCAACCGCUCCUACAACAGACGACGAGCCUCUCAGAGCAGUUGUGCGUCACUUAACAUUCUGGAGAAAUGGAUUUAGCAUUGAUGAUGGACAUCUAAUGUCUUAUGAUGAUCCUGAGAACGAACAAUUCUUGAAGGAAAUCAAUUUAGGACGUGCACCCUUGGCUUUACUAAACGUAAGACCCGGUCAACCUGUAGAUGUUCGCGUAGCUCGAAGAUUGGAUGAAGAUUAUAAGCCUCCACCGAAAAAGCCUACACAGCCAUUUUCGGGUUCGGGACAAAGGCUUGGCAGCACAUUACCUUCGUUAGUCUCGAGCAGUACACCUGGUGCAUAUCCUUCCACAUCAUCUUCAUCAAAUGCUGUUAGCACAUCGAUGCAGGGGGGAUCCGAAUUAGAAAUUGAUGAAUCAAUGCCAAUAACAUCAAUUCAAAUUCGGUUGGGUGAUGGAACAAGGUAG
Acaulospora colombiana is the source of this 2127-nucleotide messenger RNA. Lineage: Eukaryota; Fungi; Glomeromycota; Glomeromycetes; Diversisporales; Acaulosporaceae. The record is from the annotation of a GenBank genome assembly.